UUACGAAAAUAGUGCUAAUAGAGCGAAAUGCUCUUUCAGAGCCCUAUGGAACCCAUCAACACUUGUCGCGCCAAUGGCAAGUGUAUUUUCGAACUACCGGAUUCGCAUUAUAUGGAGUGCGAUGGAGGCGUGAAGAAAAUGCUGCAGGAACGCUAUGCGAAUAGCGAGUAUAUAAGGUUCACGCUGAAUGAGCUGCCAUCAAAGCCAGAUCUAUCCUUCGCUGCUAAAUUGGGUAUGAAGCAAAACUUUUCGCUAUUCAAUACACAGCAUAAGGAAAUUGCCGGCAAACUCAUCCGAUUGCUGAUGGAAGCUGAGGAUUUAGACCACUUUCUCAGCUUGUGUGUCUAUAUUAGGUAAAAACUCUUGGA
Zeugodacus cucurbitae (melon fly) is the source of this 368-nucleotide messenger RNA. RefSeq names its product phenoloxidase 2-like. The coding region runs from base 28 to 357 and encodes 109 amino acids. The record is from RefSeq and is a predicted model, not a curated record. Lineage: Eukaryota; Metazoa; Arthropoda; Insecta; Diptera; Tephritidae. The transcript has 2 exons.